Nothobranchius furzeri (turquoise killifish) is the source of this 2713-nucleotide messenger RNA. RefSeq names its product protein LYRIC. NCBI's taxonomy places the organism in Eukaryota, Metazoa, Chordata, Actinopteri, Cyprinodontiformes, Nothobranchiidae. Gene Ontology annotation, cellular component: nucleus. Gene Ontology annotation, molecular function: transcription coregulator activity. The record is from RefSeq and is a predicted model, not a curated record. Gene Ontology annotation, biological process: positive regulation of angiogenesis; positive regulation of canonical NF-kappaB signal transduction; negative regulation of apoptotic process.
AGCGCUACGAAAAUUAAUGAAUUUGAUGUCGUACUGGCGCAAACAUACGCUGCUAUGCUGCGCAGUUGCGAUUCAUAACCAGGGGAAGCUAGUUUCCUACUGCCCUGAAGGCGGCAUUUCUCCAGUAAUAACGGAACCAUAUGAGGUGAACUCGCUGUAGUCGCAUUGUGCUGGUCUGGUCGGCUAACGCUUGUAUUUAUCAAAGGAUAUUCUCGCUUAGCUCGUUAGCUUGCUAGCUCCUUUUGUUUUGUCAUUGCAGCAUUUUAAAUAUCCUGGUUAGUUUCUUUGACUUGGCCCAUGCUGCUGCCUGAUACAUUAAUUGUUCGCUAUCAUGUCGAAAUCGUUACGUUAUUUUUAGCUAGCGCAGCGAGAAGUAGCGGUAAUCUAAGCCUGAGUAUUCGGUCAGUUUGAAAAAAAAAAAAAGAUUAGGAAUGGAGCAGUGGCAGGAAGCGGCCUCUCAGCAACUUGAGUUGCUAACAACUCGUUUGAAUGAAGCCCUGUCCAAAGGCCUGGUGUGGCUGCGCCACGAGUUUGGGCUCGAUCUGGGGCUGAAGCCUGAGCUGAUUCCGCCAUGGGUAAUUAUCUGUGCGGCGUGCACCGGAGUGUUGCUUCUGGUCGUGCUGUGGGCCUCCGUCUGUCGGGCUGUCUUCAAGAAGAGGGUCGUCGUUAGCACUUCGGAUGACAGCGUUGAUGGAAAACGAGUUACUAUUAAAGCAGCCAAGUCAGAAGAACCGAAGAAAAAAAAGAAGAAGGCAGAAAAGAAAGCUCAGCCAAAUGGAAGAGCUAAUGCUGAACCCCAGGAGGAAGCCAUAGUGUCGGAGGACCUAGUGCCACAUCACCAUCCGCCCCCAGAAGUUAAAACUGACAAGGCUGCAGAGACAAAGAAGUCCAAAAAGAAGGCCAAACAAGCUGUGAAGGAGACCAAGACAGUGGUCGGUGAUGGCAAAGAACCAGAAGAAGGCACAUGGGAGACCAAGGUGAGCAACAAGGGGAAACGUGAGCAACGCAAGAAGGACAAAGGUUCCAGCGACGGCUCGGCCAGCCCUGGAGGAGGGAACUCACCAGUGAGCACUCCCUCAGCACAGCCCAAAGCGUCGACUGCACCUCCCGCUCCUGCUCCCGCUCCUGCUCCUGCUCCUGCCAGCCAGAAGAAGAAAAAAGCCAACAGCAGCGAAGCAGCUGAGGUGGCGGCUGCUACCACGGGCAUGAGCAUCAAAGUCGCUCCAAAGACAACUUCCUGGUCCACUCAGAGGCAACCGGCGCCACUUUUGAGGAGAGGGAUUGAUGACUCCUGGACCCUGAUCUCCUCCUCAGACCUGGUUGUGGGCCCAUUACCCAGACGGGGAGUUGGUUCUGCUCCGCCGCAGCCUGUAGGGGAGCUGCCAUGGCUGGGGCAGGCCAGAGCUGAUGAGUGGUCUGGACUCAAUGGUGGAUCAGCUGACCCCAGCUCUGACUGGGAUGCCCCCUCUGAGGCCUGGGGCAACUACGAGGAACCUUCUCCUGAGCCGCCCCUCCCCCAGCUGGCCAUGGUUAAUCUGAUCGGAGCCGCUGAGGACGAUGAAGACGAUAAGGAAAAGGAAGAUGGCGCUACUGAUGGAGCAGCUAAAAGUAAGAAGAAGAAAAAGAAGAAGAAGAAGUCUGCUGAAGAGGAAGGAACAGCAGGCCAGGUUGAAGAGACCGUCAAGGAAAUGCCUCCUGCUGCCUCAGGGAAGAAGCAGCCACCUGCUCAGGAGAACGCUGCUGCCGUCCAGCCUGUCAGAGCAGCCGCUGUGGAGGUCAGUGAGGCAAGAGGGCAGCGACAAGUGAAGGACACCAUUCCCCAGAAGCCCCCUGUCACACAAGUGCCACCAAAGCCUACUGAUGGAGAGCCCACUGCCAAGCAGAACAACUUUCCUGCUCCAACUGUGCAAAAAAAACCAGAGGAGAACCAAGCGUCCAAACCAGCGAAGAAGAAGAAGGCGAGGAGAGAGACAUGAGGACUCCCCCCCCCCCCCCCACACACACUCUUCUGUAUGCAAAAGACCACAUCCUGUUUAUGCAACACCUUCUGUAACAGGGUCGUCAAACCACAGUUGAUACUGAAGGACUUGACCUUAAGACUUGUCUGAAUCGUCAGUUGCCAGGUCACUGAGAGCUGAAACACAAUGCAGUGCAAUCUAAUGUAAUGAGGUGUUAAUGAUUUUUUUAUUUACAAUCAAUCUUCUGACCCCGUUGACCUGAAGGAGCUGUAUCGUAGUCCGUAGACGUGUAGAAAAUACUGAUCAUUAGAAGUUUGUUGCCAUGGUGACAAACCUGGCUGGACUGGAGCGAGGAACUGGCCUCUCGCUCUGCAGAUUAAUGAUUGGAGCUCGAUAAGCUGUAAACUGUUGUGAUGUAAUUGAUCAUGGUGAGACACGGGAAAGGGAGUCGUGUCUGCUCUGUACUUCUGAUUUUUCUUUCUGUGAUUCUGAAAACGUUGUCAACUGUUCAUCUGGUUUGUCUCGUCUGUCGUUUUGCUGCAGUGUGUCAACAACUGUUGUCUUGCUGUUCUUACGGUCUGCGACCACAGCUGUGUGGAAGCCUCUGGUGGCAAAUGUGUCCUUCCAACAUCAUCGGCUUCGUUUUUCACCUCUGCUUGAUUCUCAAGUCUUCAGAGCCUUUUGUAAAACCUGUUUGUAAUAAAAGAAAAGCUAAAGCCAUAUGUAAAAAGACAAAAUAAAGGCCAGUUUUUCUA